Messenger RNA from Leptopilina boulardi, 7505 nucleotides. It is a transcript of the gene Pi3K68D, whose product is annotated as phosphatidylinositol 4-phosphate 3-kinase C2 domain-containing subunit beta. The transcript is spliced from 26 exons. Gene Ontology annotation, molecular function: 1-phosphatidylinositol-3-kinase activity; 1-phosphatidylinositol-4-phosphate 3-kinase activity; phosphatidylinositol binding. Gene Ontology annotation, biological process: phosphatidylinositol-3-phosphate biosynthetic process; cell migration; phosphatidylinositol-mediated signaling. The record is from RefSeq and is a predicted model, not a curated record. Gene Ontology annotation, cellular component: cytoplasm; phosphatidylinositol 3-kinase complex; plasma membrane. The coding region runs from base 209 to 5551 and encodes 1780 amino acids. Lineage: Eukaryota; Metazoa; Arthropoda; Insecta; Hymenoptera; Figitidae.
AAUGUCAAACUUCACUUCGUUUUUGUGAAAUUGUUGACUCGUGUCGAACUGUAAAUUCAAAGAUGUCACGUCUUUAUUUAUUAUUAUUGUUAUAAAAAAGUUUUACAGUGUUUUUUGUUCAGUGUAUUUGUGUUACUUUUAUUAUUAUUUUUUUUUUUUAUUAAAUUUGUGUUGAUUACAAUAAUUUUUUGAUGGAAAUAAUGCCACGAUGUCGAGUUAUGGGAGAAAUCAUACUCAGAAAUCGGCGAUGAUCGAUUAUGAACGACAAUUUCAAGAAGAUUUAGAACGUGCACAAGCAUUGAGCUUGGAAAGUUUGGCACUGGAAAAAUUUCGUCUACAAAAACAACAAAAUCAAUGUGGCAAUAAUAUUCAUCAGCAAUCGUGCGCAUCAAGAAGUGAUAGUAAUUCAAUAAGCGAAGCCGAUGGCACAGUAGAAAAAAUACAGCACAGGAGUCGACCUAGACCUGGUGCUUAUAAUUCAGGCCAAUCACGUAAUGGUGUUAUUAUUGUGCCGCCUCCUCCAAUUCCAUGUAGAAGAAAUUCAACAAAUUCAGCCGUGGGAAAUCAAGGUGUUGAUUUAAUUAAUUUUACGAGUCCUGUUAAACAGGAUUCAUUAGCUGAAUAUUGUACCGCACCUCCAGUUGUCCCACCAAAAGCGCCAGUUGAACCAAAAUGGGAUACACAUCCGGCAUUAUUGAGAAGACCAUCGCGAGUCUCAAGAAGUAACAGUUCGGCAGCUGCUUAUCAACAGCGAGACUUUCGUUAUCAAUCGCCAUCAUCACCGGCGCCUGGAUCGAAAGCAUCAACAGCGCCAUGUACACCGGGUACGCCGGGAAUCAGUCCCGUUAUGUCCAGGGCAACGAGCAUUUCCAAUAAUGUUUCAGAACCAAUUCCACAGCCCGCUUGGAAUCUCAAUACUUUUACAAAUUAUUUCUUCAUGCAGAUACCACCUCUGCCAAUGAAUUAUCGUCCUGGAAUUCCAUCGCCCGUUACUGCCGCUGCAAAAGUUCCUUAUGCCAUUGAUGAAAAUCAAUUUAAUGUCUUGAAAGUCAUUGAAAAAAAACCGAAUAGCAAUCUUAUUGAUUUAAGCGCAUACGAAUCGAUAGAUGAUAAAACAAAUGUGCGUGUUAGCGUUUUGGAGGCUUUUGAUCCUUUACUUGUAAAGACUGAAGAAAUUAGAGAUAAUGCAAAAGGAUUAAAAGACGAAGUUGAGUCACAGUACAGCGGUUCAGUUUAUGAUCCUUUUGACCCGUUUGACUACAUGUAUAGUACAAGUGAAACCGUCAAUUCCGAUCCAGUUUAUGCGGCUGUGGAAAAAUCGGCAAAAUCGCCAGCCGUUUCACCGGCAGCACCACCGCCUUUGCCACCUAGAAAUUCAUCUGCCUGGAACACAAUUGAACGAAGAAAAACAUCACUCGAUCGUCGACAAAAACGACAAACGCGUCUUUACGAAAAUGUAACUGUAGUCAAGACACGAGUUUCCCUUCACGAUUGUGAUUUAAUGGCAUUUCAUAAAAUGGUGAAAUCAGUGCGAGGGGAAUUUCCGUUCAACAAUCCAAGUACAAAUAUCGGUCAUGUUAUUAGUCCAAUAAUGGAAAAUUUAUAUCCCGAUGGAACGAGUAUAAAACUCGUUGUACAUUCGCAAAUAUCUGUUGACUCUAAAGAUCCGAUUCCGUCCGUAACGUUUACCUGUGAUGUUAAUAGUAGCGUUGAACACGUGAUAUUCACUGUAGCAUGUUCUUUGGAUGAAGACAAUACAGUAAAUAUGGAGAACAAUAUUUAUUGUUUAAGAGUUUGGGGUUUGGCGGAAUAUCUCGCACCUAAUACAACAUUAGCUCAAUAUGAAUAUAUACAUCAGUGCAUUAAAUUAGAAAAGGAUAUUGAAUUAGCAAUAAUGAUUCGUGAUCAAAUAAAACGUUCAAUUGCCAGGACUCUUCAGGACGACAAUCGAGAUCAAUGUGUUACUUUAGAGGAUUUAUUACCAAAUGAGCCACUUCAACCCAUUUCUUACGAUACUCUUCUUAUUUUAUUAGAAACCGUUGAAAAGGAAUUAGAAAGAAUUGAAAAUGCCGCUGUACAAAUAGCAACGACAAAUCAUGGUUCAAGUUUAUUGCCACAAUUACAACCGCGUAGCGUUGUUCAAACAGUUAAGGCAGUAUGCGUACUAAUGGGAAAUAUUGAAACCUAUGAAAUUACCGAGGCAGUUGAUAAUUUUGUUAAUGCUUGCUGUCAAUUUUUACCACAAGUACAUACAACAAAUAUUGAAUGUAAAAAACCAGAAAUAUUACACGAGGACGGUGAUUAUUCAGUUGUUACAUUGCGUACAAAAUUUCCCGAACUUAUUUCAUCGCAUUGUCAUAAAAUUCGUGACGCUAUUCAAGAUUUAGUUGAAACUUAUUGUCAUGCAUUUAGAGUUGAUUUUCAAUUAACAAGCCGUGGAGAAUUUCCCACAAAUACUUUGGUGUCGUCAGAAGUGCUUGAUACAGUUCUCGUUCGUGUUGGAGCAAUGCAUCGAAUACCGGGAACAUGGAAUCAUGACGAUUAUAUUGUUGCUGCUCAAAUAUUUCACGGUACACGUCCAGUGGGAAAUCCUGUACUCUCUGAACCAAUGACUGUUAGCACAAAUUUCUAUCCGAGAAUUUUAUUCAAUUCGUGGAUGGAAUUUCGUGGUAUUAGUGUUUGUCAAGUUCCAAGGGAAGCAAGAUUAGUUAUUGUUCUUUAUGGUCGCACAUUACAACCAACGGAACAUGAAAAUAAUUCCUCGAAUGAAGGUUCAAUGCAAAAGGAAGAACUUGGCUGGGGGGCAAUUCAAUUUUACGACUACGAUGGUGCAAUGAGUCAAGGAAGCUUUUUCAUUUCCCUGUGGCCGGCAUCGGCUGACAAACGAUUGGGACCAGCUCCAGCACCGGGAAUUCAUCCUCAUGGCGAUACUCAUCCAAUAAUUGGUUUAGAACUUCCCGAUUAUGGUGGAAAAGUUUUAUUUCCAUCUGAACUUCGUGAUCACGAUAUUGAAUCAUUAGAUUUUAAUUCCUUGGAUCAAAAUACACAGGAAUUGUUACUUGAUAUUACACAGCAAGACACAUUUUCCAGACCACCCGUCGACGAAAGGGAAAUUCUUUGGGAAAAACGUCAUUAUUUGCACGAUCGACCAGAAGCACUACCAAAAAUAUUGCUCGCUGCACACAGUUGGGAUUGGGCUUGUUUACCAGAUUUACAUGCAUCGUUACGAGUCUGGACACCAUUGCCUCCAGUGCAGGCUCUUCAAUUACUUCUUCCAUGUUUUCCGGAUAUGAAAGUUCGAGAGAUGGCCAUUAGUUGGAUAAGGGAAUUAAGUAACGAUGAACUUGUCGAUUAUUUACCACAACUUUUACAAGCAUUAAAACAUGAAACUUAUGAAGCAUCUCAUCUUGCUAAAUUUUUACUCGAAAGAGCUUUACUCUCUCCUCGAGUGGCUCAUCAUAUUUAUUGGCUACUUACACAAGCUCUUCCAGGAUUAAGUCCUCAGAAUUCUGCGGAAACAUCUUUGGACGAUGACAAAAGUCUUUGUCUCGCUCGUUAUUAUAGACGAUUGCAACUUAUGUUACGAGCACUUUUAGCUGUGAUUGGCGAAGCACUGAGAAAUAGUUUUCUUACUCAACAAUGUCUAGUGAAAAAUCUCCAUGAAGUGGCGGAAAAUAUAAAAAAUACCAAAGAAUCAUUAAGAAUGGAUACAUUAAAAUUAGGAUUACAAAAUAUUAAUGGCCAACUUGCUGAUGACGAUGGAACUUGUUUACCAUUAUCGCCAAGUCGACAAGUUUUUGGAAUAAAUAUACAAACGUGUUCCUAUUUUCCAUCAUUUACACUUCCAUUGAAAAUCAAUUUUAUCUCAUGCGAUGAAGUUAUAAGUCCUGCAAUUUUUAAGGUUGGUGAUGAUUUACAACAAGAUAUGUUAACAUUGCAAAUGGUACGAAUAAUGGACAAAUUGUGGUUAAAAGAGGGUCUUGAUUUGAAAAUGGUGACAUUUGCAUGUGUACCAACGGGAAAUAAACGUGGAAUGAUUGAAAUGGUAUCAAAUGCAGAGACAUUGAGAAAAAUACAAGUUGAAUUUGGUCUUACUGGCUCAUUUAAAGAUCGACCAAUUGCCGAAUGGCUCGCAAAACAUAAUCCCUCUGAAUUAGAAUAUGAGAGAGCUGUUGAAAAUUUUACGGCAUCAUGUGCUGGCUACAGUGUUGCCACUUAUAUUUUGGGUAUUUGCGAUAGGCACAAUGAUAAUAUUAUGCUCAAAACAUCGGGACAUUUGUUUCAUAUUGAUUUUGGCAAAUUUCUCGGCGAUGCACAAAUGUUUGGCAAUUUUAAACGCGAUCGAACACCGUUUGUUUUAACUUCCGAUAUGGCUUAUGUUAUUAACGGUGGUGAUAAACCGUCGGCGAAAUUUCAUCAUUUUGUCGAUUUGUGCUGUCAGGCUUUUAAUGUUGUUCGAAAACAUGGAAAUUUGAUUCUCCAUUUAUUUGGAUUGAUGACAUCGUCGGGUAUUCCUGGUGUUACAAUGGACGCUGUGAGUUAUGUGCAAAAAGCAUUACUUCCUGGACAAACGAAUCCCGAGGCAGCAGCAACAUUUGCGCGAAUGAUUGAAAGUUCAUUGAAAAGUUGGUUCACGCAAUUUAAUUUCUUUUUACACAAUUUGGCACAAUUACGUUUCUCCGGCGAGCAAAAUGACGGUGAACUAUUGUCAUUUAUUCCACGUACAUACACAAUGCAACAAGAGGGACAAUUGACAAGUGUACAAGUUCAUGGCUAUCAGAAACGAUACGAUCCAGAAAAAUAUUAUAUGUACAUUCUUAGGAUACAAAGAAAAGGUCAAGCAGAUCCAACCUAUCUAUUUCGGACGUAUAAAGAAUUUUGCGAGUUUUAUCAAAAACUUUGCAUUCAUUUUCCACUUGCCAAAGUUGUCAGUUUAUCAAGCGGAAUGAGCGUUGGAAGAUCGAAUAUAAAACAAGUUGCCGAUAAACGUCGAGCUGACAUUGAAAAAUUUCUUCUAAGUCUUUUUAAAAUGGCACCGGAAAUUUCACAAAGCGAUUUAGUCUACACAUUUUUCCAUCCACUUUUGCGCGAUCAACAAAAUGAUGACAUUCAUCUUCGAAAAGUUAAAGUUGGCAAUUGGUGGGCGGAGAAGAAAAUUCCUGAAAAUGUAUUAAACGGACAACUAAAAUUGUCUCUUCACUAUACGAGGGGGACAUUUUGUGUUAUGGUUCAUCAUGCGAGAGGUUUGCCAAAAGUUGCCAAUGCACAAGAACCAAAUACUUACGUUAAAGUUUAUUUAAAACCCGAUCCAACAAAAGCCACCAAAAGAAAAACAAAAGUUGUCAAGAAAAAUUGUCAUCCAUCAUUUAUGGAAAUGUUGGAGUAUAGAAUGUCAUUGGACGCGAUAAAAGAAAGAACAUUGGAAGCAACAAUAUGGAAUCACGAUACCCUUCAGGAAAAUGAAUUCCUUGGAGGAAUUCGUCUACCAUUAUCACGACUUGAUUUAACAAAUGAAACCAUUGAAUGGUUUCCCUUAGGAAGUAUUCGUUGAAUAAAAUUCACAAAAUGUGAAGAAAAGAAAAACGAAAAAAAAAAUUACAGCUGCGCUGACAAUUUUUUCCCUCGUAAAAAAAAUUUCCCCCUAAAAUGAAGUAAAAAAAAAACAAACACUUUUACUAGAGUGUUUUGUAUUUUUUUUUUUUUUACAAAAUUAGUAUAUAUAUAUACGAUGCUGUUCUCGUACAACAUUUCUAUUCCCUUUUUAAUUUAAUCAAAUUUUUCAUGAAAAAAAAAAUUCUUUUUUCUUUUUUAUGCCAAGAUUGCCUCGGCUUUAAAGAGAUUUGUGAUUUUAUAUACACACAAUUCCUGCACAGAUUUUUUAUUACAAAUAUUAUAUAACAUGUGAUAAUUAAGGUACUAAAACAAAAACAAAAACAAACAAAAAAAAGGAGGAAAAUCAAUUUUUUUCUAGAAAAGAAAAGAAAAAAUGAAUUAUGUGAAGGAAGAAAAAAAAACAAACAAAUUUUAUAAGACACAACGACAUUUAAAAUGAUAAACGGAAAAGAAAGAGAAAAAAAAUAGAGAUAAAUUUUUAGUGAGAUAGAAAUGUCACGCUUUACAAAUAAUAAUGAAAUGCGCGCGAUAACACAAGAAAAAAAAAAAUUUGAAUAAGAAAACUAAUAACAGUGAAAUUUUCUAAAAAUUUACUUUUUUUCUUCUAAAUAGUAUUUUGUUUUGAAAAUUAUUUUUCUAUUUAAUUUUUUUUAUUAAAAACUUUUUGUCAUUUUUUCUAUUCUAAAUUGUUUUCCAUAUUUUCUCUUUUAACUUUUCUAAAUUGUUUUCUAUAUUUUUUCUAUUUUUUCCAUUUUUUUUUCUAGAUUUCAAAGUUUGUUGUAUAUUUUUUUUUAUGUUUGCCCCUUUUUUACAAUUUUUUUUAAAUAUUCUUUUUUCUGUGUUUGUUUAAUUUUUUUUUGUUCUGUUUUUUACUAUUUUUUUUGUAUUUUACUUUUUUGUUUGUUUGUUUUUUUUUUAAUAUGGAAAUGUGUCGUAGCGUAAAUUUGUAAAUAUAAAGAAAAAAAAAUUGAAGUCAUUCUGUAUUGUCGGAACAAUAUUGAUUUGUUUGUCAUUCGUCUAUUUUUUAAAAAGUGAUUAAGUGUCGAUGGCUUUAAAGAGAUUAAUUUUAUUCUUCUCUUUUAUGCUUUAUUUAAUGAAAUGAAUUAACAUUUUAAUAUGUUUUUAUUUUCAAUGAAAUAUAGUGAAUUUAAUUAUUAUUAUUAUUAUUAAUUGAAAUAAUUUGGCAAUAUUUUAAAAAUCGAAUUAUAAUUUACUUUUUGUAUAAUUAAUUAAUUAGUAUAAUUUAAUUAAAUUUAUUAUUAUUAUACACUUGAUUAGAAUAGGAAUCUCUAUUUUAACUAUAAUUAUUAUUAAUAUUAUUAUUAAUAUUAUUCUGAAAAGUAUAUAACUAUUUUUUCAAGGCGAAAAAAUUAUGAAAUGAAAAUCGAAUUUUACGUCUAAUUCUGGAUUUGUAAUUUUGUUUCUGUUCAAACAACUUUUUUUGAUUUGGAAACUAAUGUGAAAAAUUAAAAAGAAAGAAUCGUAGUAAAUAUGAGUCAAUAUUUAAAAUUUUUUUUUUUUUUUUGAUUUAAAAAAAUUUAAUUAAAAUAAAUUUAAAAAUUAUUUUUUAUUAAGAGAAAAAGAAAAGGAUGCAACAAAAAAAACCAAACAUUAAAAGUUAUUUGCAUAGAGACAAAUUAAAUAUUUUAUAUUUUCUUUGAAAAAUAAGAAAAACUUUUUGUAAAACAUUUUCCAUAUCUACACAGUUCAGUGAAAAAUGUAUAAAAUUCUAUAUCACAUGUGAUUUGUAUAUGAAAUGAGAAUUGACAAUUUUUACGAAUCUUGAAAAAAAAAAAAAAUUUAUUCUACACUAUAAAAUUUUGUAAAUUACUAAUCGAUUAAUAUUUAUUGAGAAAAAAAAUAAAUAAAAAAAAAUUUAAGUAUGCUUCUAA